This is a messenger RNA of Nematocida major, 1416 nucleotides long. RefSeq names its product protein transport protein SEC61 subunit alpha. Lineage: Eukaryota; Fungi; Microsporidia. The record is from RefSeq and is a predicted model, not a curated record. Gene Ontology annotation, cellular component: Sec61 translocon complex; membrane. Gene Ontology annotation, biological process: SRP-dependent cotranslational protein targeting to membrane, translocation; post-translational protein targeting to membrane, translocation. Gene Ontology annotation, molecular function: signal sequence receptor activity; ribosome binding; transmembrane protein transporter activity. Bases 1 to 1416 code for a protein of 471 amino acids. The transcript has a single exon.
AUGCGUGUACUUGACUUUGUAAAGCCACUUGUGCCAUUUCUCCCAGAGGUGCAGUCUAACGACAGGAAAAUAAUGUUCCAGGAAAAGCUGCUGUGGACGCUGAUAGCAAUACUUAUAUAUUUCGUUGCUUCACAGAUUCCUUUAUUUGGAAUUAUGAUAAACGACAAGGCAGAUCCAGUGUACUGGCUGAGGGCUAUGAUGGCAGGAAACAGGGGAACUCUCAUGGAUUUGGGCCUAGGGCCAAUUCUUAUGACAAGUUCAAUCAUACAGUUUUUCAACUUUAUGGACAUACUCACAAUUGACGAGAACAUCAAGGAGGACGCAGUUCUCUUUUCGGCCUUCCAGAAGUGCCUGGCCCUGAUUAUUACGUUUGGGCAGGCGCUUGUUCAGGUGUCCACAGGGUUCUUCGGGGCGCCAGCAAACCUGGGGCUUUCCGUGUGCUGUCUAAUUGUGUUCCAGCUGAUGAUGUCUGGGGUGAUAAUCAUUCUUCUGGACGAGCUGCUCCAGAAGGGGUACGGCCUGGGCUCGGGGGUGAACCUAUUUAUUGUUGCCAAUAUUUGCGAGUCCAUCGUCUGGAAGUCGUUCAGCCCGUCUGUUUUCAACACAGGAAAGGGCCCGGAGUUUGAGGGCUCUAUCAUAAGCCUGCUGCAGCUGCUGAAGGUGCGGCGAAACAAGCUGGAGGCGUUGUACGAGGCUUUCUUCAGGAAGAAUCUGCCAAACAUUUUCUGCCUGCUUUCAACGAUCUCCAUGUUCUGCAUCGUCAUUUAUCUGUACAACAUAAAGCUGGAUCUACCGCUGGAGUCCACGCAGGUAAAAACAAAGCACAUGAACUGGGGAAUUAAGCUGUUCUACGUGUCCAGCACGCCCAUUAUUAUCCAGAACCAGGCCAUCACGGCGUUCUACAGAAUAUCCAGAUUCCUUUUCGACAAGUUCCCAAACAAGUGGUUUAUUCGGAUUAUGGGGGUGUGGGACCUGAACGAAAGCAUGAUGUAUGUUCCUGUCAAGGGAAUUGCAUACUACAUUUCGCCGCCUGCAAGUGUUCUUGCUGGCCUGAAAAGCCCUGUCCACUUCCUAAUAUACGCAGUGUUCAUGCUGACAACGUCCGCACUUCUGGCAUACUACUGGGUUGAAAUCAACGAAAACUCGCCUGCCGAGGUGGGAAAACAGCUGUCAAAGCAGAAGCUGGUUGUAAAGGGGUACUCCGCGCAGGGCACGCAAGAAAUGCUGAACAGGUACAUUCCAAUUGCAGCAAUCUUAUCAGGAAUCAUUGUGGGCGUGAUUAGCAUUGUGAGUGACCUUUUGGACACAAUUGGGUCUGGGCAGAACAUAAUACUUGCAGUCUCCAUUAUUGGCCAGUACUUUGAGCUGUUUGUGAAGGAGCAAAUGAAGUACAAAGGAAUGGCUGGAAUGCAGUAG